Cottoperca gobio is the source of this 4389-nucleotide messenger RNA. RefSeq names its product mutS homolog 6 (E. coli) (gene msh6). The record is from RefSeq and is a predicted model, not a curated record. The coding region runs from base 123 to 4301 and encodes 1392 amino acids. Gene Ontology annotation, molecular function: mismatched DNA binding; ATP-dependent DNA damage sensor activity; ATP binding. The transcript has 10 exons. NCBI's taxonomy places the organism in Eukaryota, Metazoa, Chordata, Actinopteri, Perciformes, Bovichtidae. Gene Ontology annotation, biological process: mismatch repair. Gene Ontology annotation, cellular component: nucleus; MutSalpha complex.
CGGGUAUAUGUCUUUCCCGCGAACUGGUAGCGCUCGCGCAUGCUAGGUGAUGCAAGGAGGUUUAGUCUGUCAUUAGGAUUAUCGCAACAAUACAGUGGAAACAACCUUUUAUACUUGCACAAAUGGCGAAGCAAAGCUCCAUUUUCAAUUUUUUCAACAAGUCUCCGCCGCCGGUCUCCAAGCCGAAGCCGGGUCCCUCUCCGUCCGAGGCAGACCUGCCUUCCUCCGUAGAGAAGUCCAACUCCUCUCCAAAGGAGCAAGCUAAACAGACAUCACAACAACCAACCAAGACCAACAAAGUUAAACCGAAAAGUAAAGAGAAGUCUUCAAAAGGGGGAUUCAACAAACUAUUUGGCGACCAGGCCUCAACAACCAAACAGAGCAACACAUGCUCAUUCAGUGCUGGUGCCCUUGUGUGGGCCAAAUUGGAGGGACACCCCUGGUGGCCAUGCAUGGUGGUACCCCAACCUCUGACUGGACAGCAGAUGAGGGGCAGGGGUCGGGCCCAACGCAUACAUGUCCAUUUCUUUGAUGAACCCGCUACUAGAGGAUGGGUCAGCACCAAAUAUAUCCGAGAGUACCAAGGCUCCGACAGCAGUGACGCUAAAACAGGAGGGUUGUUCUUCAGCGCUAAACCUGUAAUCCGUCAUGCAAUGGAGCUCGCUGAUGGAGUUAUGUUUGAAAGCCCUGAAAAAAGAUUAAAGGUUUUGCUCUGUAUGGAUCCAUCUGAUGAGGAGGAGGAGGAGGAGGAGGAGGAGGAGGAGGAGGAGGAGGAGGAGGAUGAAGAAAUGGAGCUUGACAAGUCAACAUUGAGUGAUGAAGAGGUCAGCGAUGAGGAAGAACAGAACAAUGAAAAAGGGAAGUCGGCCAAGGUCAGUCGACGUUCAUCCCGUUCAACGGAAAAUGGAAAUAAGGCCAAGCGCCGCCGCAUAGUUGUAGCCUCAGACAGUGAUGGAUCAGAUGAGGAAUUCAAACCAGAACAAGCUGUGUCCAGCAGUGAUGAGGAUGAGGAGGAAGAAGCGGCAACGGUGGGUAGUGAUGAUGACAAAGGGGAGACUACAAAUGAGUCGGAAGCAGAAAGCCCCAUCAAGCCUGUGAAGCGCAAACGUCCUGCAGAACAGUCUGCUCCAACAAAAGCCAAGAUACCUACUACCCCGUCUAACGCACCAAAACGAGCUCCAGCAGCUAUUGCAGUCGACACAAAGUCUCGUCUGUCAGCCUUCUCUGCCCCUGACAACUUUGAGGGCCAGGCAAACGGAUCAGGCACCGGCGGAAGCGCCACAAUUUGGGACCACGAGAAGCUGGAGUGGUGGCAGGACGGCAGAAGGAAAGACGGCCGAAGGAGGCGACAGUCAGAGGAUGACUACGAUCCCACCACCCUGUAUGUGCCAGAAGACUUUCUCAACAGAGUCACUCCUGGUAUGCGUCGGUGGUGGCAGCUCAAAUCUCAGAUGUUUGAUACAGUAAUUUUCUACAAGGUGGGAAAGUUUUAUGAGCUCUACCACAUGGAUGCUGUGAUCGGAGUCAACGAGAUGGCACUAACAUUCAUGAAGGGGACCUGGGCACACUCGGGCUUCCCAGAGAUCGGCUUUGCGCGUUUCUCAGAUGUACUGGUCCAGAAAGGCUACAAAGUGGCUCGUGUGGAGCAGACGGAGACCCCAGAGAUGAUGGAAGCACGCUGUAAGACAAUGGCUAAACCCACAAAGUUUGACCGCGUGGUGAGAAGAGAAGUGUGCCGGAUUAUCACACGUGGCACACAAACCUACAGUGUGUUGGACGGCGCUCCCUCUGAGAGUCAGAGCAAGUUCCUGCUGAGUUUAAAGGAGAAGGCUGAAGAGGAAAUCUCGGGUUGUUGCCGUACCUACGGAGUCUGCUUUGUGGAUACCUCUGUAGGAUAUUUUCAUGUCGGUCAGUUCCCAGACGACCGUCACUGCUCACGUCUGCGCACUCUGAUAGCACACUUUGCCCCUGCUGAGGUGCUCUUCGAAAAGGGGAACCCAUCUGUUGAAACGCGCAAAAUACUCAAGGCCUCUCUGUCCUCUGCUCUGCAGGAAGGACUUAAUGCAGGCACCCAGUUCUGGGAUGCUCAAAAGACUCUGAAAACCCUUUCAGAAGAGGAUUACUUUCGAGAGACUGCUGGCAAGGAUCAGGGGACAGGGAACAACUUCCUUCCUGCUCUUCUAAAAAAGAUGACCUCUGAGAGUGAUUCACUGUGCCUUACGCCUAAAGAGGGCUAUGAGCUGGGACUCUCAGCACUGGGUGGAUGCAUUUUCUAUCUGAAGAAAUGUCUGGUAGACCAAGAGCUGCUCUCUUUGGCCAACUUUGAAGAAUAUGUCCCUGUUGAUGUUGAGCUGGAGAAAGCUGCUGGGCCUGCCAGUUUCUUUGCCCGGACUCGUCAGCGGAUGGUCCUUGACGGAGUGACUCUGGCAAACUUGGAAAUCUUUCAGAAUGGGUCAGGAGGAACUGAAGGGACGCUGCUGGAGCGUUUGGACACCUGCUCUACCCCGUUUGGCAAAAGGCUGCUGAAGCAGUGGCUCUGUGCUCCUCUGUGUAACCCUACAGCCAUCAAGGACAGACUGGAUGCAGUGGAAGACCUGAUGGGAGCUCAGGCCCAGGCUACUGAGGUUUCAGACCUGCUGAAGAAGCUCCCAGAUUUGGAGCGACUUCUGAGUAAAAUCCACAGCAUUGGCACUCCUCUGAAGGGCCAGGAUCACCCUGACGGCAGAGCAGUUCUCUAUGAGGAGGUCACCUACAGCAAGCGCAAGAUAGCAGACUUCCUCUCAACACUGGAAGGUUUCACAACUAUGCAGGAGAUCAUUACUGUCCUUGCUCCAGUUGCAGACGACUCUCAAUCCACGUUGCUCCAUCAAAUUGUCAGUGUGAAAGGUGAAAAAGACGGCCUCUUUCCCGACCUCUCUGUUGAACUGAAGCGCUGGGAGACGGCCUUCGACCACCAGAAAGCCCGCACCACUGGUGUCAUAACCCCCAAAGAUGGCUUUGACCCAGAGUUCGACGAGGCUCUGACUUCAGUCAAGAACUGUGAACGAGAGCUGCAGGAUUACCUGGACAGACAGAAGACGAGACUUGGCUGUAAAAGCAUGUCCUAUUGGGGGACCGGGCGAAACCGCUUCCAGAUGGAGGUGCCAGACAAAGUCUCAGAGAGGAGUAUUCCCGAGGAGUAUGAUGUGAAGUCUACAAAGAAAGGCUGGAAGCGUUAUGUGACAAAGGAGUCUGAACGGCUGUUCUCAGAGCUGCAAGGAUUCGAGGAGAAGAGAGACGCUGCCCUGAAAGACUGCAUGAGGAGGCUCUUCUACAACUUUGACAAGAACUACAGAGACUGGAAGACUGGUGUGGAGUGCAUGGCAGUGAUUGAUGUGCUGCUGGCCUUAUCACGCUACAGUCAGGGCGGAGACGGGCCGAUGACUAGGCCACAGGUGGUACUCCCCGAGGAUGGUGACCAGGUAGCGCCCUUCCUUGACCUCACUGGAUCCCGCCACCCCUGUGUCACCAAGACCUUUUUUGGCGAUGACUUCAUCCCUAAUGACAUCUACAUUGGCUGCACUGGUAGCAGUGAAGCUGAUGAGGAAAAGAAACAAGCCUCCUGUGUCCUCGUCACGGGGCCAAACAUGGGUGGAAAGUCUACUCUCAUGAGACAGUGUGGACUUGUGAUUAUCCUUGCUCAGCUGGGUGGCUAUGUUCCUGCCGAGAGCCUGCGCUACACACCAGUCGACAGAGUCUUCACUCGGCUGGGAGCCUCGGAUCGUAUCAUGGCUGGUGAGAGUACCUUCUUUGUGGAGCUAAGUGAGACUGCCAGCAUCCUGCACCAUGCCACUAAACACUCACUUGUGCUCCUGGAUGAAUUAGGAAGGGGCACAGCCACAUAUGAUGGCACAGCGAUUGCCAGUGCUGUUGUGAUGGAGCUUGCUGAGAAGAUCUCCUGUCGCACCCUCUUCUCUACACAUUACCACUCCCUGGUGGAGGACUACGCCAACAACCCCGCUGUGCGGUUGGGCCACAUGGCGUGCAUGGUGGAGAACGAAUGUGAGGAUCCGAGUCAAGAGACGAUCACAUUCCUCUACAAGUUCAUCACUGGUGCUUGCCCGAAGAGUUACGGCUUCAACGCGGCUCGCCUCGCCAGCCUGCCAGAGGUGGUCAUCCAAUCAGGACACAGGAAGGCCAGGGAGUUUGAAAAGAGCACCAUCAGCCUCAGACUCUUUAAGAAGCUCUGCAGAUUUGCUGAAGAUGCUACUGUGGGCAACACACACUUUGACUCACUGUUUCAGAUGCUUAACACCCUGUAGUUUGUAAAGCAUGCUUUGUUCUUGCUGAAUAUUUGUUUCAUCAAUUCUUGAAAAAACACUACUGUAAUGAUCUAAUAAAGUUUAUUUU